AUGCGCUUCCUCCCUCUCCUCCUGGGACUAGCCUCGGCUGUCCUCAGCAUCCAAAACACCAGUCUGAGCCAAGAAAUCGUCACCUGGGAUGACAAGUCUCUCUUCAUCUACGGAGAACGUAUCCUUCUCCUGUCAGGCGAAUUUCAUCCCUUCCGUCUCCCAUCUCCAGGUCUAUGGCUGGAUGUCUUCCAAAAAGUCCGCGCCCUCGGCUACUCCGCCGUCUCGUUCUACGUCGACUGGGCCCUGCUCGAAGGACAGCCCGGCCACAUCCGCACGCAAGGGGUCUUUGACCUGGAGCAGUUCUUCGACGCUGCUCAAGAAGCGGGACUCUACCUGAUUGCUCGCCCAGGCCCUUACAUCAAUGCCGAGGUUUCUGGGGGAGGUUUUCCUGGCUGGCUGCAGCGCCUGGACGGGCCACUCAAGCGAACGAAUUCAUCCUACCUGGCUGCCAUCACGCCAUACAUUGCUGCCGUGGGUGAGAUUGUUGCGCGGGCUCAGAUCACCAAUGGGGGUCCAGUUAUUCUUGUGCAGCCGGAGAAUGAAUACACCAUCUGCAUGACGGAGACUGGCUACACCCAGAUGAACAACGAGUCGGUCACGGCCGCCAACAACAUGUGUCUGGAAAAGGAAUACAUGGCGUAUGUGGAACGUCAAUACCGCCAGGCUGGAGUCGUCGUUCCUCUGAUCGUCAACGAUGCCGAGCCAUUGGGCGACUGGGCCCCGGGCACCGGAGUGGGAGCGGUGGAUAUCUACAGUUUCGACUUCUAUCCCCUUCAGUGGAGCACAGCCCCUCCCAAUGCGUCGAACUGGUCAUCGCUGAACAACCCGCUCGAAUGGUACAAUUACACGGUUCAUGAGGCGCAGAGUCCUACCACUCCGGUUUCUAUCUCCGAGUUCCAAGGCGGAGUGCCUGAUGCCUGGUAUAGGGGAGGAGUGGGCGUGGAUACUGGUGCCGCAUAUAUCGGACCCGAGUUUGAGCGCAUGUUCUACAAGCUCAAUUAUAGCUAUCGCGCGGCCCUUCAGAGCCUCUACAUGAUUUUUGGCGGCACCAACUGGGGCAAUCUAGGCCACCCUGGAGGAUACACCUCGUACGACGUCGGAGCUGCUAUUAAGGAGGACCGACAAGUCACUCGGGAGAAAUACAGUGAACUGAAGCUGCAAGCGGGCUUUCUGCAGUCAUCGCCAGCCUAUCUAAUAUCGCAGCCCGACAAUGGCACUUAUGGGGUUUAUACAGACAGCACGGCUCUCGCGACUGCACGCUUGCAUACCAACACCACGAACUUUUAUAUUGUGCGCCAUGGUGAGUUAGCAGAUGAUGACACUGUGUCGUACAAACUGCAAGUCUCUACGUCCAUCGGAAACAUCAGUAUUCCCCAGCUGGGCGGAUCUCUCAGCCUGCAUGGGCGCGAUUCCAAGAUCCACGUCGUCGACUACGACGUGGGAGGCAUCAACUUGAUCUACUCGACCGCCGAGGUGUUUUCCUGGAAAAAGGCCGGCAACAAAUCCGUCCUCGUUCUCUACGGGGGCGAGGGAGAAACCCACGAGUUUGCAGUCCCGGGCGCCCUGACACCGUCCGCCGUGGAAGGCGAUGGAUUGCUCAUCAACUCGUCUGCAUCCACGGUGAUUCAAUGGUCAGUGCAGCCCUCGCGCCGCGUGGUUCAUUUUGGGGAGCAGUUGGAAGUCCAUCUGCUGUGGCGGAACGAAGCCUACAACUACUGGGUUCUGGAUCUCCCCCUGCCAGGCAUCUCCCGCCACGCCUCACCCUCGCGUGCCAAUAGUUCAAUCAUCGCUAAAGCGGGUUAUCUCCUGCGGACUGCCAGCGUCUCCGGCACCACGCUGCAGCUGACCGGCGACCUCAACGCCACCACCGAGCUGGAAAUCAUCGCAGCACCCCCAUCCAUAUCCACCGUCUUGUUCAACAGCCAGCUGAUCACAACAACCAAGACAAACGGCCGCCUCCAUGCCACCCUCCCCUACCAACCACCCCCAUUCGCUCUCCCCUUCCUGUCCUCCCUCCAGUGGCACUACACCGACUCUCUCCCCGAGAUCCACCCAACCUACGAUGACGACCUCUGGACUGUCUGCAACCACACCUCCAGCCACAACCCCCGGUCCCUCACCACUCCCACAUCCCUCUACUCCAGCGACUACGGCUACAACGGCGCCUCUCUCGUCUACCGCGGCACCUUUACCGCCAACGGCUCCGAAUCCGCCCUCUACCUCCUCACCGAAGGCGGCUACGCCUAUGGCCACUCUAUCUGGCUAAACAAUACCUUCCUCUCCUCCUGGCAAGGUAGCCCAGCGGAAAUGUUUCACAACCAGACCCUCCUCUUCCCCUCUCUUCAACCAGGGGGAAUCUAUACACUUACCAUCCUGAUCGACCACAUGGGCAACGACGAGAAUUUUCCCGCCAACGGAGCCAUCAUGAAAGAUCCGCGCGGUGUGCUCGACUAUACCCUGUAUGGACGCGAGAAGGAUGUCAUUUCCUGGAAAAUGAGAGGGAAUCUAGGUGGGGAGAACUACAAAGAUCAUAGUCGAGGACCGUUGAAUGAGGGGGCGUGGUAUGCCGAACGUCAGGGGUAUCAUCUUCCUGGAGCGCCGGUGGAACAAUGGGAAUCUAGUCACUCGCCCACGGAGAAAGUCAUAUCUGCCCCGGGCAUACGGUUCUAUGCUACGGAGUUUGACUUGAGUCUUCCAGAGGGAUAUGACAUCCCGCUGAGUGUAGUGUUCACCAACACUACUGUCCUUAACUCGACGGACGAGUCACCCGCCCAAUUCCGCACCGAGAUCUUUGUGAAUGGAUGGCAGUUUGGGAAGUAUAUCAACCACAUCGGUCCUCAAACCCGCUUUCCUAUCCCCGAAGGAAUCCUCAACUAUAACGGCAGCAACUAUCUCGCUCUUACGAUCUGGUCGAUGGAUACACGACCAUUUCAACUCGCUGGAGUGCAGCUCCAAGCUGAUGCCGUGAUCCAGAUAGUCUAUGCUGAGCCGCACGCGGCACGAUGA
Aspergillus ibericus CBS 121593 is the source of this 3006-nucleotide messenger RNA. Its product is annotated as glycoside hydrolase family 35 protein. Gene Ontology annotation, molecular function: beta-galactosidase activity. Gene Ontology annotation, cellular component: vacuole. The transcript is spliced from 6 exons. Gene Ontology annotation, biological process: carbohydrate metabolic process. Bases 1 to 3006 code for a protein of 1001 amino acids. Lineage: Eukaryota; Fungi; Ascomycota; Eurotiomycetes; Eurotiales; Aspergillaceae. The record is from RefSeq and is a predicted model, not a curated record.